Messenger RNA from Tetranychus urticae (two-spotted spider mite), 1159 nucleotides. RefSeq lists its product as uncharacterized. Lineage: Eukaryota; Metazoa; Arthropoda; Arachnida; Trombidiformes; Tetranychidae. The record is from RefSeq and is a predicted model, not a curated record.
UAUAGUAGAGGUUAAGCUUCACCUUGGCUUUAGCUGGAAGCUUACAGGUUUUAUGGUUAACUUUUUGUAUUUGAACUCGCUCUUCCAAAGGCGCGAAUAGCGUAAAACAUAUGUUUGAAAUAACCGGAAUUUACUUCGGAAACUUGUAAAUUACAUUGAACCUCUAACUGAGUGAGUCGACGGAUUCUCAGACAACCUUACAAGACUUUGAUCACCAGUCAAAUUUGGUCCAUUUGUGUUUUUUUGUGAAUUUCAGUUCAGACUUUCUAUUGUCUUUGCCUUGUACUUCAUCUUUGGAUUGUUUUCAACUUAAAUUAUCAAAAUGAAUGAAAAUGAUAGUAACUCCAAUAAAACUACAAUAAAAGUGAAACUAUCUGAUGAUUAUCAAGAUAUUGUUAUUGACUGGAAUGCAAAGACAAGUGAUGAAAUUGGUGAAUCAAUAAUAGACCAGCUUUCAGCAUUCACAAGGAUACCAAGUGAAAAGAUUUCAUUUUUAACGUUUCUAAAGCCGUAUAAUGGAAAUCUUGGAAAUCAUUUUACGACCAUUGACCGUAUUGCUUAUUUACAUUAUUACUGGAACUCUUGUACUCGUAAGAUGGAAGAUAUUAGAGAUCAUUUCUUCACAGAUGGCGAUUGUUUCAUGCUCAAUACAAAUCUACUGCUGACCUUUGAUUUGGAUCAAACUUACGUUCAUUAUGUUUUAACGCAUCAAGAUUUAAUUGAUGAAACUGAAUGCAGCCGAUUUCUCUGCCAUCAUACAUGUAACAGAGCUUUUUUGGAUAAACAAGCUGAGAUAUGCAAUUCAGAUUUUGAUUCAUAUCUGCGCGACCAGCCUAGGCCAAUACGUCCAAUGAUUAUUGCCGAUGAAGAAUGGUUUAAUAUGGAAAGUCGAAAAAUUGAAAUUCUUGCCGAUUUUAAUUUUGCACAAUAUUUUGAUUCUUAUUGUUGCAGAUCUCGUCAUGUUUCUAUUCGUGCCAGUUAUAACCUACAAACUCGUAUUUACUCGCCAUGCCGUGGUUAACUCUGUUUGUAUCAGAUUGAAAUGUGUCGUCUUUCAUUUAAUCCCUUUUGUAGCAAAUAAAACAGAAAUAAAUUUUAUUUUACAUUUCUAACCUGAAGCUAGUUAUUUUUUUGCAAAACUAGAAAAGACUAGUCAAGC